Lactuca virosa is the source of this 892-nucleotide messenger RNA. NCBI's taxonomy places the organism in Eukaryota, Viridiplantae, Streptophyta, Magnoliopsida, Asterales, Asteraceae. The record is from the annotation of a GenBank genome assembly.
CAUUUUCAUCCAUAUCAUAUAUCACCCGCUCCACUCCCCCAUUCAUCACAGAUCUAUCUGCCCAUCGGCACCAUUACCAACCAGGCAACCAUGGCUCCUAAAGUCAACCGUUUGUUCUUCAAUCUCCUCAUCGUCUUCAUCAUCGCCGCCGUCGUCAGAUCUUCUGAUCCGGAUUGUGUGUACACCAUUUACGUCAGAACUGGAUCGAUACUUAAAGCCGGAACAGAUUCCAACAUGACGUUAACACUAUACGACGCCGCCGGCUAUGGCAUCAGGAUCAACAAUCUAGAAGCUUGGGGUGGUUUGAUGGGUCCUGGGUACAACUAUUUCGAGAGGAGCAAUCUGGACAUUUUCAGUGGAAGAGGCCCUUGUUUGACCGGAGCACCGUGUGAGAUGAACAUCACCUCCGACGGCACCGGGGCUCACCAUGGUUGGUAUUGUAAUUACAUUGAGGUAACGACUACCGGAGCACACAUCCCCUGCGCACAACAGACAUUCACGGUUGAACAGUGGCUUGCUACCGACACGUCACCAUACGAACUUACCGCCGUCAGAAAUUACUGUGGAUCCGACGGCGAUAGUAGUUUAUCCGCUCACCGGCGCCACGUAAUCCGCGGUACUGCUUCAUCACUGCUUUCUGUUGUGUGAGAGGCGAUCGGAUGGCAAAAGUGAUGUUUGAAGUUUGCAUCAAAUGGUUUUGAUUUUGGAGUGAAACCCAUCGAGGGUUUGAUUUUGUUGUUGAGAUUGGAAUCCCACAAUAAACUCUUGGAGAUCUCUUCAUUCAUAAAUUAAGAUUUUGUAUGUGUGUAUUUCUAGUAAACAUCGCCUGUAAUCUUAUUAUCAAUUAUCAAUAGAAAUAAAAGGUGUGAUGUUAUUUUGUCUUGAAUUUUAU